CCGGUGAGCUUUUGGCUUUUUGGCCCUGUACUAGUUUUCUUGUUGGAUCCUCGGUUUCAAACAUUACCUGGUACAUGUACCUUACGGUCACUCGCACAAAGCACGGUCUGGUCAUCAUCGAACACCCUAAGGCUCUCUCUAAACACGAACUAUGGCGCUAUCUACCAUCUGGUUCAACGUGCCCUCCACUUUACAGACGUCACUACUGCAGCUCAGCCGAAAGAGUCAAUUGUGGAGGGACCUGUCGUCGGCGAGGGCCCCGUUGCCAAGGCCAAACAUUGCCGCUUCCGGAAACCCGAACCGGCCUCGUAUCCACUUUUCCGGCCCCGGUCCGGGACUCGAUCCGGACUUGAUUCGAGACUUGGGCUUCACAAGUACAAACACGACAGUGAAUUCGAGGGCGGUCACGAUAUCGGCGCUAUUGUUUGUGAGGUCGAUGCUGCCGAGAGCCUCAUUGUCCGGGGCAUCGAACGGGGGAUCUGUCCUGACCGUCUCCACAAACCCUGGUUGCAGAACGGGUCCGACUCGCUUCGCUGCGCGGAUCACGAUUUCGCCCGGGGACUUUUGGUUCGGAUGACGAGGCCACGAGGAAGUCUGCCCGUGAGCGGACGACAAACACCGCAUUCUCGGCUGUGGGACGAGUGCAGUGCAAGGCUCUCCCCUUCCCGGUACUCAAGACAAGUGCAGGCUUGAACUCUCGCUGAGCCUCAACCCCCUGAGGAACAAGCUGGCGGGCUAUGAUUUGUCUGAGGUGUUUCACCAUGUGCUCUGGGCUCUCGAGGCUCUUCCAAAUUCCAUGUGGUCAGUCAGGCUGCGCAGACAAAGAACGCGGUGGGCCUAUGGGUAUGACAGGCCCAUCUUGUGGAUGUGU
Messenger RNA from Chaetomium fimeti, 871 nucleotides. RefSeq lists its product as uncharacterized. The transcript has a single exon. Lineage: Eukaryota; Fungi; Ascomycota; Sordariomycetes; Sordariales; Chaetomiaceae. The annotation marks the transcript as partial. The record is from RefSeq and is a predicted model, not a curated record.